This is a messenger RNA of Polypterus senegalus (gray bichir), 1014 nucleotides long. Its product is annotated as scavenger receptor cysteine-rich type 1 protein M130-like. The transcript is spliced from 5 exons. The record is from RefSeq and is a predicted model, not a curated record. Gene Ontology annotation, cellular component: membrane. The coding region runs from base 1 to 1014 and encodes 337 amino acids. NCBI's taxonomy places the organism in Eukaryota, Metazoa, Chordata, Cladistia, Polypteriformes, Polypteridae.
AUGGACCAGAAUUUUGGAGUCAGACUGUCAGGUGGCCCCAGUCGAUGUGAAGGAUGGGUGGAAGUUUAUUACAAGAAGGACUGGGCAAGAGUCAUGAUGGAAUCCUGGAGUUCCAGAGAUGCCACAGUGGUGUGUAGACAACUUGGCUGUGGCACUAGGACUCAAAUGCCAAAUUCUUCACAAUACAAGAAAAGCAGUAAAACUGUGUGUCUAAAAGGCUUUCUGUGUUCUGGGAAUGAAAAACAUAUGGGGUCCUGCUGUCAAUCAAAGGAAAGCAUUUGUGCAGAAAGUGCUAAUGCUGCAGUCCAAUGUGUUGAUCAUUUGGGCCUCAGGCUGACUAAUGGAACAAGUGUCUGUGAUGGAAGACUGGAGAUAUUCUAUAAUGGAUCCUGGGGGACAGUGUGUGAUGAUUCCUGGGACUUACCAGAUGCAAAUGAUCUUUCGUUAGAACACCGGCAGCUCCAGUGUGAGGCAGCUGUAAAAGCCAUAACUCCAGUCUCAUAUGGACCAGGAAGUGGACACAUUUGGCUGGAUGAUGUGCACUGUCAGGGGAAUGAAUCAUCUCUCUCGAUCUGUACACAUCGAGGAUGGGGACAACAUGACUGCAGGCAUAAGGAGGAUGUGGGAGUAAAUUGUACAGAAUUCAAGAUGCUACGGUUAACAGAUGGCUGCUCUGGACAACUUCAGGUUUUCUAUAAUAACUCAUGGGGCAGCGUCUGUGCAAAUAACAUGGAUAAAGCAACUGCUGACAAGAUCUGUAAGGAAUUAGGCUGUGGAAGUCUUAAGUCUGAUGUUAAAGAAGAAUUAUCAAAGCUGGACCCUGAUCCAAAAUGGCUGGACAAUGUGAGAUGUAGAGGACAUGAGGCUUCCGUCUGGCAGUGUCCCUCUUCUCCCUGGGGUAAAAAUACAUGCACCAGGACUGAAGUAGCAGAAUUCUCUUGCUCAGGUAAAAGGACAAACAAAAAUAUCUUUUUUAAUACUGUCUUUGGAAUUCAAAUAUUACUGAUCUUAUAG